AUGGGAGUACUCUGUUUCGCAACCUGGCAAACAUGACAUGCUUUGACAAAUCUAGAUACAUGGCGUUUCAUCCGUGGCCAGUAAAAAUGUUCCAAAAGACGUCGGUAGGUUUUCUUAACUCCAAAAUGCCCAGACUCUGCUCCAUGGGCUGUUCUCAAAAUCAAAUCACGGUCUUUGUCAGGUACCAUCACUUGAAUCACCUGACCUGCCACUUCAGGAUCAACACCUGGCAACCACGUAUGCAGCAAAACGCCAUUCUGAAUGAAGUAACCCAUCGUUGGAUCAGUAGAAGCUAAGGCAAAAUAUUUCUCAAAGCUCUGAUCAUUCUUUUGUGCCUCAAUUAAAUCUUGACAUGACAGAGGUUCGGGCAGCUCAGGAACAAAAAUAGGCACAGAUUUGGACACAUCCGACGAUUGCGCCUGCGUGCGAGACAUUGCCCUAGUCACAGCACAAGCAGUAAACACUUCUGGGAAUUCUUGACAACACGCGUCUGGCUCCUCUACAGAUAGCGGUACAGGUGUAACAACUGGAGGUGGAGAAACUAAACACCCACCCAAAUUGUUCCCCAGAAUUACAUGGAUAUCCUGCAUAGGCAGAGACGGUCUCACAGCAAUAGUCACCUCCCCAUUCACAAAUCCUGAACACAAGUGAAUUUUGUGCAACGGUACAGAAAAUGACUGCAUGCCUAUUCCUCUAAUCAAAAUACAUUUCCCAGUGUCAGAUGCUGUGGAAAAUGGCAAAACUGCUCCAGAAAUGAAACUCUCAGAUGCCCCAGUGUCUCUUAAGAUUUUAACUGGAACUUUUUGUGUCUCUCCAACCAAUGACACCCAGCCAUCACUAAUGAAUGGAGCGAAAUCAGACGCAGCUGACUCUACUGAUUUCGUCUGCUCGUCUGACACAGAUGCACCAUCUUCAAUCACUUGCUCACAAUGAACUUCCAAACGAGGUAACGGUGUUAGAUCAGAGACGCCAAAAUCAACUGGAUGCACAACAGAAACACACCCAGCUACCUUGGCAUUAGAUUUACGGCCUUUCAACAGCGGGCAGUCCUUUUUCCAAUGUCCCUCCUGCAAACAGUAAUGACAUUUAUUCGUCGGGCUUGGGCGAGAUUUGCUACUUCCAUUAUCAAAUUUAGGAACAUUACUGGAAUUGCCAUAAUUGGAUCGAUUUGAACUACGACCAUAACGAGGAGGAGAACGUUGUGGAGGAGAACGAGCAGGAUCAUAACGUUGGUGGCUAUUAUACCGUGGAGGACUGCUGUAAGGCUUACGUUUAUGAGUCAACACAAAGGUAUCAGCAAGCGAGGCUGCCUCCUCCACUGACUUUGCCUUUUGCUCAUUAAUGUAGGUUGCAAUUCGAUCUGGUACAAUGUUCUUAAACUGCUCCAAAAUCAACAAAUCACGCACAUUUUCGUAAGUUGAGACAGACUCUGAAGUGAGCCACCGGUUAAAAUAAGUACUCAACUCUCUUGCCACUUCAGCAUGGGUCUGAUUAUCACGUUUACGCCAGUUUCUGAAACGUCUGUAAGCUUCUGGAUUCAGUUCAUAACAUUUCAAGACCGCUUUUUUCACCUCAGCAUACUUGUGCCUAUCAACAGGUGUUAAUGCCAAGUAUGCCUCCCGUGCGCGUCCUACUAGUACAGUUUGCAAAAGCACCGUUCUAUCCUCUUCACUCCACUUUUUGUCAGAGGCCAUCUGUUCAAACAGUGAGAAAAACACGUCUGGGUCACGUUCGUCAAACUUUGGAACAUACUUUACCAUGCUAUCCAUACUUGACCCGGACAGAUUUCCACUAAUCUUACCUUCUGACAUUAGUUUCAAACGAUCCUGUUCAAUUUUAAUUUUCUCAAGCUGUACUGUAAGGUCCAUUUCACCUUUUUUCAAAUCCAUUUCUUUUUCAAAUUUGAGUCUCUCCAUAUCUGCUUGCUGUUGCAAUUCUCGUUCUAAUUUGAUUUUUUCCAGUUCAAAAAGACGUUCUUUCUCCUUAGCCUGUUGCGCCCACUCAAAUUCAAGUGCCUUCAUCUCUCUUUGUUGCUCAAAAGUCAGUAUGCCUACCCUCUCUGACUGCAUAGGCUCUGACAUACCCUUCACAUGAGCAUCACCACCUUUUCCUGAAGGCAAAAUGCUCUGCUCACACAAAAACUCGUGAAUGGAGUCACGCAAGGGUCCCUUCUUACCAGUUCUAAUGGCUGAUGACAAUUCCAUGCCAUACUUUUCUGCCAAUUGCAACAACUGUUCCUUAUUAAGGGCAAACAACAAUUUCUCAGAUGGUGCUUCCACAAAAGCCUCCAUCCUGCUCAACCCAGGCCGUCAGUACCAAUCUGGCUACUGUACCAAACCAACAAUGAAACUACUGAAAAAACAACCCAACCAAAAACUAGCUCUAAUUACGCUAGGCUCUCUCUCUCCAACCAAUCCAACCAGGUCUCUAAAACAUUACAGUUAUGUUAACACAGCAAACUAACCUCGGAGCAUCCCCCUAAACAUUUUCCCCCCACUAGACUAAUCUAUUUUCACACAGAGCCCGAGGACGAGGAUCAUUUACUCACCAAUACCUGUGGAGACGUACCAUCCCGACAAAGCCGAUUCAGCCGUUUCUCCAAGGCGGUGCCCUCGCCCAGGCUCUGUGACAGCAGGAACCUAGAACCCGUACUAGAUGGGGAUAAAGGCGACAGCUCCUAAGAGGCUGAAUGCAAUGCUACAAACUGCAAUGAAACUAAACCAAGAUGGCUGGAACAAACAAUUCAGUGUCUACCUAACUUGCACGGUCAAACAAAGCCUCAAGAGUACAAAUCAAUAGAUCCCCCAAUUAACUAACUGAUAACAGGCCCCAACUGACUAUCAGCAGUACACAAUUAGUAACUCAGCUCUACUCACCUUCCUACGCUCCAAAAGCCAGUAGAAGGAAUACUCAAUACAAAGAGCUCUACGCACCUUCCUACGCUGCCAUAGCCAGUAGAAGGAAUUACCAUAGCCUAAAGUUACUACCAAAGAUCGGACAAGCCCCCAUAAGUCACAACCACUGGCUUGUUAGUGGCUGUAACAUUAAGGGAGACCACACCGAUUUGUACAUUUUAGCCAACAGAUCUUUUAUUUACAACAUGUAUCAGUGAUCAGUAAUGUGAAUUAACCAAGGAAUGUAUCAGUAAAUGAGUGUUGUCCCAAAAGGGUGUUAGUGUGGUGCUAAUCCCGGCCGUCGUUGCCGUGACCAUACGGUCACCAAACGAAUGUGCCUGUGGGACGAGAGAGAGAAAGAGAGAGAGCAUGAGAGAGAGAGCAUGCUGAUGGGAGGCCUUUUAUAGGCCGCCCAAUCAGCAGCCCUCUGAGAUGUUGCACGUCUUCACAGACCAGCUCCACCUGCGGGUCGGAGGACCAAAGUGCCCCAAACACUAACCGGCAGCAACCGACAGCUCCACCUGCGGGUCGGAGGACCAAAGUGCCCCAAACACAUGACACCUGUUUGUAAGAAGAGUUUCUCCAGAAAGCAAUACAUGACCACACACAUGACAAUACAUACUGGAGAGAAACCUUUUACUUGCUCUGUUUGUAAGAAGAGUUUCCCCAGAAAGAAUGACAUGACCACACACAUGAGAACACAUACUGGAGAGAAACCUUUUGCUUGCUCAAUUUGUGCUAAAAGAUUCAACGCUAAGAGUGUCAUGAUAUUACACAUGAAAACACACACAGGUGAGAAACCUUUCACUUGCUCUGUAUGUAAGAAGACUUUCAUCAGUAAGCAUCACAUGACCACACACAUGAGAACACACACUGGAGAGAAACCUUUUACUUGCUCCGUCUGUGAGAAGAGUUUCUCCUCAAAGCCAAACAUGACCACACACAUAAGAACACACACUGGAGAGAAACCUUUUACUUGCUCUGCUUGUUUGAAGAGUUUCUCCAGAAAGAUUGUCAUGAUCACACACAUGAGAACACAUACUGGAGAGAAACCUUUUAUUUGCUCUGUUUGUAAGAAGAGUUUCUCCAGAAAGCAACACAUGACCACACACAUGAGGACACACACUGGUGAGAAACCUUUUCCUUGCUCUGUUUGUAAGAAGAGUUUCUCCAUGAAGCCUGACAUGACCACACACAUGAGAAUACAUACUGGAGAGAAACCUUUUACUUGCCCUGUUUGUAAGAAGAGUUUCUCCAGAAAGCAAUACAUGACCACACACAUGAGAACACACAAUGGAGAGAAACCGAUUGUGUGAUAAAACAUUCAGGUUUAAGUAUCAGGUCAGUAAUUACAAGUGUGUAACAGUCAAGGAAGCUGCAGGGAUUUAAAAACACUUAUAAACAGUGAUUGUGCUAAAUGUACUUUAAAAACACAGCAUGAUUAAUAUGAACGUAUAUUUUAUGUUGAAUGUUGUGCUUCUUAUCUUCUACUCUUAUAUGUUGUCCUGGAAUGACUUUUUAAGUUGUGUGCAUUUAUUGAAUAUUGUAAAUGUUUCUAAAUUUUUAUUCUAAUUUCCCAUUGUUAAAGAGAGGUCAUAUUUCUUUAUUUAUUUUUUUCACACAUUUGUUCCAUUGCAUUUUAUU
Messenger RNA from Nerophis ophidion (straightnose pipefish), 4538 nucleotides. RefSeq names its product gastrula zinc finger protein XlCGF57.1-like. Bases 3449 to 4210 code for a protein of 253 amino acids. The transcript has a single exon. The record is from RefSeq and is a predicted model, not a curated record. Lineage: Eukaryota; Metazoa; Chordata; Actinopteri; Syngnathiformes; Syngnathidae.